Molecule: messenger RNA, 3288 nt
Organism: Vicugna pacos (alpaca)
Lineage: Eukaryota; Metazoa; Chordata; Mammalia; Artiodactyla; Camelidae
Source: RefSeq, a predicted model, not a curated record
AUGGGCGGGGCUCGGGGGCUGGAAGAAGAGGCCACCUCCGAUGGGACUCCGUCACGAGUGGGAUCCAAAGGCGCGUGGGUGGGGGCAGUGAGGAGACACAGCCCGCGCAGGGCCGCCCUGGGCCGCCGGGUGGGCUUCACCAACAGCAAGUAUUUAAGGACGUUUGUAGCUGGUUUGGUGAAAGGCAAAAACGGAAGUGGAAUUCGAGCGAGAGUGGAUGCCAGCCCAGAGCGCCUCGUGCAGGCCCUGACCCUCGGGUCCUCGGCCCCGUCCCUCCCCAGCAGGUGGAACGGCCGUGUGUCCCCUGCCUACAGCUGCUUAAGCCCGAUGUGGUACCGUGACCGUAGGGCAGGCGCCGAGGUGAGCUCCCGCACCGCUGACGACCAAGCCCCGCCCGCACUGGCGGCGCAGCCCCGCGUCCUGCUGCUGCCUGGUGCCCCCCCCGGGACCUCGGGGCUCAGGCAGGUCUGUGGCUGGGUCACUUCUGUUCUGAAGGCCCCGCACCGGUCUCGGGGGGCUGGGAAGGGCUGGGGAGAUGAGGCGCUGACGUCAGCACUUGGCGAGAGCGCCCUGGCGGCCUUGGGGCCCACUGUGGUCAAGUCCAUGGCUGCCCUGGGCACGUGGCGCACUGCGGUCAUUCUGGAUGGCUACUUUGGCGUCUCGUGUCCUGCCGCUGUGAAGCCCCGGCACGUGGGCGCAGACCCUGCAGGCCCCUCACGCUCCGGCUCCACUCUGCGUGUGGAGCGCGCCCUGCCGCCUGAGCCCUUCCCGCAGAGGGAUCUGGGAAACGUGGUUUUCGGCUCCCCGGGCUCCACGGAGCAGGAAGGCCCUGCAAGAGCAUGGAGCGCCAUGAACAUGGCCCGGAAGGCUUCUGGAGACCGGCCCUCCCGCCGGCGAUGGGGAAAGCAGGCCUGCGUCUGGCGAGAGCAUCGCGGCGGCUGGGCCUGUCUGUCUUCUGGGGGCAAGCGGAAGCUGGCUCUUCGUGUCAGCUGUGACGGGAGAAUCACAUUUAAUCGGCGGCUGCUCGCAGGGACUGGGCCAGGACCCAGCUCUGCGGAGCUCGAUGUGCAUGUCAGCAAAGUGGGGCGUCCUGCCCCCUGCAGCCCUGGCUUCUGGGCUGGUCCCUCGGCGCCUGCUGAGGCUCAGCCAGCAGAUCUCCUGAAGGUUCUAGAUUUUCACAACCUGCCUGACGGCAUAACCAAGACCACAGGCUUUUGUGCAACGCGGCGAUCUUCCAAAGGCCCGGACGUGGCUUACAGAGUCACAAAGGACGCCCAGCUCAGCGCGCCCACCAAGCAGCUGUACCCUGCAUCUGCAUUUCCUGAAGAUUUCUCCAUUCUAACCACUGUGAAAGCCAAGAAAGGCAGCCAGGCCUUCCUGGUCUCCAUUUACAACGAGCAAGGCAUCCAGCAGAUUGGCCUGGAGCUGGGCCGCUCUCCGGUCUUCCUCUACGAGGACCACACAGGGAAGCCGGGGCCAGAGGACUACCCCCUCUUCAGAGGCAUCAAUCUGUCGGAUGGCAAGUGGCACAGAAUCGCUCUCAGCAUCCACAAGAAGAAUGUCACGUUGAUCCUGGACUGUAAAAAGAAGACCACCAAAUUCCUAGACCGUAGCGACCACCCCAUGAUUGACGUCAACGGCAUCAUCGUGUUCGGCACGCGGAUUCUGGAUGAGGAAGUGUUUGAGGGAGAUAUCCAGCAGCUGCUCUUCGUCUCGGACCACCGGGCGGCUUACGAUCACUGCACGCACUACAGCCCUGACUGUGACACCGCGGUCCCCGAAAAGCCCCAGUCCCAGGACCCCAACCCGGAUGAAUACUACCCGGAUGGAGAGGGCGAAGGAGACACCUACUACUACGAGUACCCCUACUACGAGGACACGGACGACGUGGGCAAGGAGCCCACCCCCACCGAGGCGCCGGUGGGAGCUACUCGCGAGACCACGGAGGUGGCCGAGGAGCUGACCCAGCCCCCCACGGAAGCCUCUCCAGUGCCCGACACCAGCGAGGGGCCCGGGAGGGAGGAGGACCCCGGCAUCGGGGACUACGACUACAUGCCCAGCGAGGACUACUACACGCCCCCCCCUUACGAGGACCUCAACUACGGCGAAGGCAUGGAGACCCCGGAUGAGAACCCUGACCAGCUUCCCGACCUGGGCGCCCGGGCCGAAGUUCCCACCAGCACAGUCCUCACCUCCAACGCCUCCAACCCGGACCCGCCUCCGGAGGAAGGGGGGGACGACCUGGAGGGGGAGUUCACAGAGGAGACCAUCAGGAACCUGGACGAGAACUACUACGACCCCUACUACGACCCCACCAUCUCCCCGUCGGAGAUCGGGCCCGGCAUGCCCGCGAACCAGGACACCAUCUACGAGGGCAUCGGAGGGCCACGCGGCGAGAAAGGUCAAAAGGGAGAACCCGCCAUCAUCGAACCAGGCAUGCUCUUGGAGGAGCCGCCCGGCCCGGAAGGCCCCGCCGGUCUCCCAGGACCUCCAGGAACGAUGGGUCCCACUGGCCAAGUGGGGGACCCGGGAGAACGGGGUCCCCCUGGACGCCCAGGCCUUCCUGGGGCUGACGGGCUGCCCGGCCCUCCUGGAACCAUGCUCAUGCUGCCUUUCCGGUUCUCAGGGGGCGGCGAUGCCGGUUCCAAAGGACCCAUGGUCUCAGCCCAGGAAUCCCAAGCUCAAGCCAUCCUCCAGCAGGCCCGGCUGGCGUUGAGGGGACCAGCUGGCCCGAUGGGCCUCACCGGGAGACCUGGCCCCAUGGGCCCUCCCGGGAGCGGAGGUCUGAAGGGCGAGCCGGGAGACAUGGGGCCUCAGGGUCCCCGAGGUGUGCAGGGUCCGCCCGGCCCGGCAGGAAAGCCUGGAAGAAGGGUGAGUGUUUCGUGGCUCCGUGACGGGGCUGGGCCGUGGAUGGGCGGAAUCUGCAGCGUGUGUGCCCCGCUAACGCCGCCUCGUGCAGGCCAGGCUCAGGCUAGCUGCUCCCCGCCCUUCAAAGGGUGUGUCUGUCUCCAGGGCUGGGUGGGUCCCCCGCCCCUGUCCCCAGCCUCUGUCCUGAGCCUCUUCAGAGCAUGCAAGGCGGAACACGGGCGAUUCCUCAGUGGUGACGGGGCCUCCGUCCGGGAGUCAGUCGUCCUUAUGAGGGAGGCGGUGGAGUGCGCCGCCGUCAGGCACGGCUGCCUCACGUUGCCCCUCAUGGCCGCAGGGCCGCAGGCUGCAGAGGGAACCAGGCAGGAGGCAGAGGGCGCGCCGGACGACUCUGGAAAGGCCACCGAGGCCGAAGCGCAGUGA